This is a messenger RNA of Ochotona curzoniae (black-lipped pika), 456 nucleotides long. RefSeq names its product 60S ribosomal protein L35-like. Lineage: Eukaryota; Metazoa; Chordata; Mammalia; Lagomorpha; Ochotonidae. Gene Ontology annotation, molecular function: mRNA binding; structural constituent of ribosome. The coding region runs from base 1 to 456 and encodes 151 amino acids. Gene Ontology annotation, cellular component: ribosome; cytosolic large ribosomal subunit. The transcript is spliced from 2 exons. The record is from RefSeq and is a predicted model, not a curated record. Gene Ontology annotation, biological process: maturation of LSU-rRNA from tricistronic rRNA transcript (SSU-rRNA, 5.8S rRNA, LSU-rRNA); translation.
AUGACAUCCCAGGUUCUGAAAAUCCAAGCCUGGCUGUCCUCGGUGACCACCUGCAGCCUCGUGCACUGGGCCAGUGCUGGCGGCAGGGCCCUAGUAGUCACGGCCAAGAUCAAGGUUCAGGACCUCCACGGCAGGAAGAAGGAGGAGCUGCUGAAGCAGCUGGACGGCUUCAAAGUGGAGCUGUGGCAGCUGUGCAUCGCCAAGUUCACUGGCGGCGCGGCAUCUGAGCUGUCCAAGAUCCGUGUUGUCCACAAGUCCAUUACCCGGGUCCUCAGCGUCAUCAAUCAGACCCAGAAAGAAAACCUCCAAAAGUACAAGUCCCUGGAUCUGCAGGCCAAGAAGAUGCGCACAUUGUGUCACCAACAACUCAACAAGCCUGAGGAGAACCUGAGGACCAAGAAGCAGCAGAGGAAGGAGCAGCUGUACACACUGCAUAACUACACUGUCAAGGCUUGA